AGACCGUCCAAAAUAGGGAUCUCAAAAACCCCACUAAACCUCAAUAGAUUUUGUGUUUGCCUCUUGAAGUAACGAAAUUCUUAAAACCAUAAACUUUUUCACCUUUCUUCGUCGUUAUUAACUGUGUCUCAAUCGAAAUCGAAGAAACCAAUUCAAGAACCUUAACGUUGUGCAAAAGAUUCAUCGAAAAUGUCAGAUAUAGUAACACCAGGAGAUGUACUCGGGAAUGCGACUGAGUUCAAAGCCGGGAAAGGAGCUUAUGUCAACGACAAUACCAUCUACGCUUCCCUUACAGGAUCACGCCGGAUUGUUUCUCCUCUUCCGGAUUCACCUGACCAGAGAGCUAUUGUGGAAGUUACAGGUCACAAGGCACAUGGACUUAUCCCGGAGACUGGUUCUGUUGUCACAGGAAGGGUUACUAAAGUUACAGCUCGGAUGGCUUCUGUUGAUAUCUUGUGUGUUGGUCCAAAGGCUGUUCAUGAAAAAUUCGCUGGCAUAAUCAAGCAACACGAUGUUAGAGCAACGGAGGUCGACAAAGUUGAUAUGCUUCUGUCUUUCCGUCCUGGUGACAUUGUUAGAGCUAUGGUUCUGUCUCUUGGUGAUGCAAGGGCUUACUACCUGUCUACUGCUAAGAAUGAGCUUGGUGUGGUCUCAGCAGAAAGUGCAGCAGGUGAAACAAUGGUUCCGAUUAGUUGGACAGAGAUGCAGUGCCCAUUGUCGGGCCAAACCGAGCAGAGAAAAGUUGCCAAGGUCGGUUAGUUGAAUUCAAAGGCGAUAUUUGGCUUCUCUUAUAGAAUGAUGUGUGGUCUCUGCAACCUGUGAGGUUAUUACAAUGUUGAGCUCUUGUGACUUUCUUUUAGCGUACACUUAUGUGGAAACGGUAGGUUUAGCCUGGAACAACUUGAAUUACACUGAUUGUUGCAAUUACUUGAAGAUGCAAUAUACAGUUCCUUUAUAACAUUGUCACUGUCGAUGAAAGGGUUGAGAGAUAAUGGAGUUUAUGUGAA
Molecule: messenger RNA, 1007 nt
Organism: Eutrema salsugineum
Lineage: Eukaryota; Viridiplantae; Streptophyta; Magnoliopsida; Brassicales; Brassicaceae
Product: exosome complex component CSL4
Exons: 7
Coding region: 190-759 (189 amino acids)
Biological process (GO): RNA processing
Cellular component (GO): nuclear exosome (RNase complex); cytoplasm
Molecular function (GO): RNA binding
Source: RefSeq, a predicted model, not a curated record